This is a messenger RNA of Drosophila novamexicana, 1209 nucleotides long. RefSeq lists its product as uncharacterized. Gene Ontology annotation, biological process: negative regulation of protein sumoylation. Gene Ontology annotation, molecular function: calcium ion binding. Lineage: Eukaryota; Metazoa; Arthropoda; Insecta; Diptera; Drosophilidae. Bases 1 to 1209 code for a protein of 402 amino acids. The record is from RefSeq and is a predicted model, not a curated record. The transcript is spliced from 2 exons.
AUGCUGCGUAUAAAUAGUGUCAAAUUCUUUGUUAUUGCCUUCGCUGUGAUCGCAGCUGCUGCGGCCACAUCCAUCUCCACGGAGUACCUGCCGCCAGUUGACAAUAACCUCGAAGUCGCCGCCGAAUCGAUUGAUGCCCCAGUCGACCAGGGUCUGCUCAGUGACGAUGGCUACCGCUACAAGACCGUGCGCCGCCUUAAGUUGCGCCACCGUCGCGAUGUCAGCGAGCUGGCCAACGAAUACCUGCCCCCAGUCGCCGAGGCUACCCAGGAAAUCGCUGUUAAGACACCCCUUGCUGAUGAUGGCUACCGUUACAAGACCGUCCGUCGUGUGAUCCGUCGUCGUCGUGAGCUUUCCUCCGAGUACCUGCCCCCUGUUGCUGAGGCUUCCCAGGAUAUCGCUAUCGAGGCUCCAGUUCAGGAGGCCGCCGUUCUCGCCGAUGAUGGCUACCGUUACAAGACCGUCCGCCGUGUGAUCCGUCGUCGUCGUGAGCUGUCCUCCGAAUACCUGCCCCCAGUUGCUGAGGCUACCCAGGAUAUCGCCAUCGAGGCUCCCGUCCAGGAGGCUGCUGUUCUGGCUGAUGAUGGCUACCGCUACAAGACCGUCCGCCGUGUCGUCCGUCGUCGUCGUGAUGUCAGCGAGCUGUCCCCCGAGUACCUGCCCCCUGUUGCCGAGGCUUCCCAGGAUAUUGCUUUUGAGGCUCCCGCUCAGGAAGGCGCUGUCCUCGCUGAUGAUGGCUACCGUUACAAGACUGUCCGCCGUGUGGUCCGUCGUCGUCGUGACGUCAACGAACUGGCCAACGAAUACCUGCCCCCAGUUGCUGAGGCUUCCCAGGAUAUCGCCAUCGAGGCUCCCGUCCAGGAAUCCGCUGUUCUGGCUGAUGAUGGCUACCGUUACAAGACCGUCCGCCGCGUGAUCCGUCGUCGUCGUGAGCUGUCCUCUGAAUACCUGCCCCCAGUUGCUGAGGCUUCCCAGGAUAUCGCUAUCGAGGCUCCCGUCCAGGAAUCCGCUGCUCUCGCCGAUGAUGGCUACCGUUACAAGACCGUCCGCCGUGUGAUUCGUCGUCGUCGUGACGUCAGCGAACUGGCCAACGAAUACCUGCCCCCAGUUGAGCAGGCCGUGAUCGAUGUGCCCGCAGAGCCCACCAUCUUGGCCGAUGAUGGCUACCGCUACAAGACUGUGCGUCGCCUGAAGCUCCGUCGCCACUAA